Fibroporia radiculosa is the source of this 999-nucleotide messenger RNA. RefSeq lists its product as uncharacterized. The record is from RefSeq and is a predicted model, not a curated record. Gene Ontology annotation, cellular component: membrane. Bases 1 to 999 code for a protein of 332 amino acids. Gene Ontology annotation, molecular function: serine-type endopeptidase activity. The transcript has 6 exons. Lineage: Eukaryota; Fungi; Basidiomycota; Agaricomycetes; Polyporales; Fibroporiaceae.
AUGUCCUUCACCAGCCCCGUCUUCAUCGCUCGGACUGUCGCACAGUGCCUGCGGUCACUACCACAGCGGCCUGCUGCGGGGACCUCUGGCUUCUCGAAGCUCUACCUAUCCACCAUAUUGGUUGCACAACCUACCCAAUCACUGCGACUUCCAUGCUUUCGGCAAGCGACAUCUCUGACGGCGGUGCAUCACACGACCUCGCAGUCCCAGACCCGACUGUCCUCUGUUCUCCAAAUUGUGUCGAGUAGAGUAUGGCAGGCUACCCAUCGCUCUUUUAGGCCUUCACAAGUGACUGCUAGCUCCUCGCGCCCCUCGUUAGGCGGUCCACCUCCACCGCGGCGACUGCAAUCCUUAUGGCAGACCUUCCGUCGAAAGCUGGAUUCAACUCCUCCUGAAGCUAUUAUGUGGGGUGUUUUGGCUCUGAACGGGGUCGUGUUUGUUAUGUGGCACUUAGCUUCCAUUAAGUAUAGAAGUGCGGGUGAUCCAGGCUUCUAUAGGUGGAUGAUUGAGAACUUUACCGUGAGCGCACAUAACAUAAGUUCAGGGCGGAUAUGGACGCUCUUGACUAGCUGCAUAUCACAUGAGGAUUCCUCUCAUUUAUUGUUCAACGCACUGACCUACUACUUUAUGGCACCAGCCGUUCUACCGAUGCUGGGGAAUGCGAGCUUCUUGGCUUUGUAUCUCAGUGGUGGGCUUUUUGCGAGUGUUGCGAGUGUCUUCUGGCACAAGACUAUUAAACAUCACAACAACUACAGUUCGUAUGGUGCAAGCGGCGCACUAUUCGCAAUAGUGUCGUUCUUCGCAUGCGUAGCCCCUCGCGCAAAGUUGUAUUUGUUUGCCGUUGUUCCUGUACCGGCAUGGGCAUUGGUGACAGGCAUCAUUCUAUGGGAUGGCUUCAGCGCAGUUACGGAUAAACGAACCGGAACAGACACAGCUGGCCAUAUUGGUGGCAUUUGCGCCGGCAUAGCAUACUUCCUACGGCUUCGCUUCCGUUUCUAA